Neomonachus schauinslandi (Hawaiian monk seal) is the source of this 961-nucleotide messenger RNA. It is a transcript of the gene TNFRSF4, whose product is annotated as TNF receptor superfamily member 4. The transcript is spliced from 7 exons. Gene Ontology annotation, biological process: inflammatory response. Gene Ontology annotation, molecular function: protein binding; tumor necrosis factor receptor activity. Bases 155 to 961 code for a protein of 268 amino acids. The record is from RefSeq and is a predicted model, not a curated record. NCBI's taxonomy places the organism in Eukaryota, Metazoa, Chordata, Mammalia, Carnivora, Phocidae.
UUCUUGCCGCCAGCCCAGGUCAGGGGUCCCCAGCCCUUCCUGGGCCUCCUUCCUCCUGGUCCCCUCCUCCUCUCUCCCUCCCCACCCCUCCUCCGCAGCCCUUAUAGCCACAUCCUGCAAGGAAAAACCCCAGACUCCUGCACCGCCUGCGGAGAUGAGGAUGUUUGUGGAGGCUCAGCGGCCCAGUGGGCCUCGCUCAGCCCUCCUGCUCCUGGGACUAGUGCUGGGCACUGCAGCCCAGCUCACCUGUGUGGGGGAUGCCUACCCCAAAGACGGCAGGUGCUGUCGUGACUGCCCGCCAGGUUAUGGGAUGGAGAGCCGCUGCAGCAGAGGCCAGGACACCAAGUGCCACCCGUGUCUGUCUGGCUUCUACAACGAGGCUACGAACUACGAACCCUGCAAACCCUGCACACAGUGCAAUCAGAGAAGUGGGAGCGAACCCAAGCGGAGGUGCACACCCACGCAGGACACUGUCUGCAGCUGUAAGCCAGGCACCGAGCCCCAGGACGGCUUCAAGCGUGGAGUCGACUGUGCCCCGUGCCCACUGGGACACUUCUCCCCAGGUGACAACCAGGCCUGCAAGCCCUGGACCAACUGCACCUUGAUGGGAAAGCGCACGGUGCGGCCAGCCAGCGCAAGCUCGGAUGCUGUCUGUGAGGACAGGAGCCCCCCAGCCACACUGCCGCGGGAGACCCAGCGCCCCCCAGCCUGGCCCCCCACCACCCAGCCCACCACGGCCUGGGCCAGGGUCCCACAGGAGCCCUUCACACCCCCUACAGAGCCCCCCAGGGGCCCCCAGCUGGCUGUUGUCCUGGGCCUGGGCCUGCUUGCCCCCAUGGCGGCCGCGCUGGCCCUGCUCCUGCACCACCGAGCCUGGCGGCUGCCCCCCACUGGAAAUAGCUUCCGGACCCCUAUCCAAGAGGAGCACGCCGACGCCAACUCCACCCUGGCCAAGAUCUGA